This is a messenger RNA of Miniopterus natalensis, 934 nucleotides long. It is a transcript of the gene AK6, whose product is annotated as adenylate kinase 6. Gene Ontology annotation, molecular function: ATP hydrolysis activity; AMP kinase activity; ATP binding. Gene Ontology annotation, cellular component: cytoplasm; nucleus. The record is from RefSeq and is a predicted model, not a curated record. Lineage: Eukaryota; Metazoa; Chordata; Mammalia; Chiroptera; Miniopteridae.
UGGAUCACGAGCGCUGCGCUGGGCCUCGAUGACUCUGGGGCCACAGGCGCUCGCCACCGCUCGCCCCUUCCGGCUCCUCCCUGUUGUGCUUAGGGCCCUUGUGCCGGGGUUUCCAGAGCCGUCGAGUUGAGGACCAUGUUGCUUCCGAACAUCCUGCUCACGGGUACACCAGGGGUUGGAAAAACCACACUAGGCAAAGAACUUGCAUCAAGAUCGGGACUGAAAUACAUUAAUGUGGGUGAUUUAGCUCGAGAAGGGCAGUUAUAUGAUGGCUAUGAUGAAGAGUAUGAUUGUCCCAUUUUAGAUGAAGAUAAAGUAGUUGAUGAGUUAGAAAACCAAAUGAGUGAAGGUGGAGUUAUUGUUGAUUACCAUGGUUGUGAUUUCUUCCCUGAACGCUGGUUUCAUAUAGUUUUUGUGCUGAAAACAGAUAACAGUGUAUUGUACAAAAGACUUGAAACAAGAGGUUACAAUGAGAAGAAACUAAAAGAUAAUGUUCAGUGUGAAAUUUUUCAAAUUCUUUAUGAAGAAGCAUUAGCAUCCUACAAGGAAGAAAUAGUCCAUCAGCUGCCCAGCAACAAACCAGAAGAUCUGGAGGAUAAUAUCAGUCAGAUACUGAAGUGGAUGGAGGAGUGGAUCAAAGAUCAUAACCCUUGACUUACAAGACUGGCCACUUUAUAGUCACUCUUAAUAUUUCUCUGCCCACAUCAUAUAAAUCAUCCAAUUAUCAGUAAACCUUUCUUAUUAAAACUGUGCUGCGGAACUAGUAGGUGGAUAGUAUAAAGGCUUAUGUUUGGUUUUGUUUUUUUCCAUGAGAAAGCUAAACAAUCUCAAGUAUAAUGAAUAUAAUGUUAUUAAAGGUUGAGAAUAAAAACUGUCAUUGUUUAAUGCUUCAACUGCUAAAGAAUAAAUAAAUCUGACCAGAUGUGUGGAUGGA